AUGGCGAAUGAGAACUCUCCGUCCAAGCAGGGACCCAGGUCGGACGGCGGCGAUGAUCAGCAUGGGGAGGAAGUGAACGGGCACGCCAAGAUUGCGAAUGGGCAUGAUGCGUUGGAUCUGGCCGAGACGACUGAAGGUGCUGCCAAGCAGUCUGCUGAGCGUCUCCUUGCCAAGCGGACCGAGCACGAGCGCGCCCGUCAGGUCACCCGCGAGAAGUUCGAAGAGCAGAUGCGCCAGCUCGAAGCUGAGCAGCUCGCUGAGGAGAAACAGAUCAUCUCUUCUUCACCCGUCGAGGCUUCCUCGGCGCCGACGACUCCGCCAGGCCAGCACGCGGCCGCUUCCAAGGCGGAUGUCCCCGCCACUGAGCCCGCACCUAUCGGUCCUCCAGGCGGUACGGGUAUCGGCGCCAAGUCGAUGCCCGCGAGCAGGCGGACGAGCGGGUACGGCGGGAACACGUUUGGGUUUGAGAAGAUGAGCUUGAGCGUGAUGGAGCCGGGGCAGGCGGGGAAGUGGGACGAUGAGGUGGAUGAGCAGGGGGCGGAGGGGACUGUCAAUUACUUGGGUAUGGGUGAUGAUGAUUUCGACCCGUCAGAGCGCAAGCACGUCUCGACCAACUCGGCCGCUCUCGACCUCGCCGCCCUCGGUCAGACCCCUCCAAGGGGCUACGGUGCCCGUCCCUUCGACACUUCGGUCAAGACCUCGGACUGGUCGACCUUCCCCCAGCACCGCACAGCGGGGACUUCGCCGCUCGCCAGCUCGCACGCAGCCCUUCUCGAGCACCCCCACACGGCCGUCGACCACCUCCUCAACGGUGCCGGUAUGGCUGACUCUAUCGCCUCUCUGCCUGCCAUGCCGAGCAAGAGCGUGCCGGGCACGCCGUUUGGACUCGGCGGUAGUGGAAUCAACGGCGUGAAGAGGAGCGGGACCAGCCCGAACAUUGCGGACGGGAUGGGCGGACGGGGGUUCAGUAACCCGGAUUUGGCGAGGGCGUUCGGCAAGCAGGGGAAUGUCUCUUUCAACCUCGGCGAGCAGCAGCCAAGGCCCUACGCUGCCGACCCCAUCUACUCGAACAUGUUCAACGGCAACGGCGGACCCAUGCCUCCCCUCACCGGCGGCAACGCCUUCUCUUCCGGCGGCAACUUUGGCGCGCCGUACGGCUUCGAGGAAGACCCUUCCGGCUACGGCUCGGGCGCACUCUACUCGUCCGGCGCUAUGGGCAUCAAGAACAAGCGGUCUGACGCCGACCGGGAGUUCAACCGUUUCUCGGGCGUCCGGAUCGAAGAUCUCCAAGGCGAGAUUCUCCCCCUCACCAAGGAUCAGCACGGGUGCCGAUACCUCCAAAAGGUGCUCGAGGAUGGUGAUCCAGCCCACCGGGACAUGAUCUUCCGCGAAGUCUACGGCCACUACCCCGAGCUCAUGACGGAUCCCUUCGGCAACUACCUCUGCCAAAAGAUCCUCGAGGUUGCCAAUGACGAGCAGAUCUCGGGUAUCGUCGAGAGCGUGUCGAAUGAGCUGGUCGGGAUCAGUCUCAACAUGCACGGGACGCGGGCGGUACAGAAGAUGGUGGACUUCUUGGCGAGCCCGAGGCAGCCCAAGCAGAUCAGGACGUUGAUCUAUGCGCUGAGCAUGAACGUUGUCGCGCUCAUCAAGGAUCUCAACGGGAACCACGUCAUUCAGAAAUGCCUCAACAAGCUCAUCCCUGAAGACAACCAGUUCAUCUACAAUGCCAUCGCUGCCAACCUCAUCGAAGUCGCUACCCACCGUCACGGCUGCUGUGUCCUCCAGCGCUCCAUCGACCACGCCUCCCCAGCUCAGCGCGUCCAGCUUGUCACAGAGAUCAUCUUCAACUCGCUCUACCUCGUCCAAGAUCCGUUCGGCAACUAUGUCAUCCAGUACAUCCUCGACCUCAACGAUGCAAGGUUCUCGGAACCGCUCAUCCGCACCUUCAUCGGCAACGUCUGCUCCCUCUCAGUUCAGAAGUUCUCGUCGAACGUUGUCGAAAAGUGCAUCCGGGUCGCCGAUGUCGAGAUCCGGAAACUGCUCGUCGUCGAGGUGCUCAACCGGUCCAGGCUGGAGAAGCUCCUCAGGGACAGCUACGGGAACUACGUCGUACAGACCAUCCUCGACUACUGUGAUCCCGGACAGCGCAUCAUGCUUAUCGAGAUGAUUCGACCCCUCCUCCCCUCUAUCCGCAACACCCCUUACGGCAAGCGCAUUCAGUCAAAGCUCGCUCGCGAAGACUCUUCCUUCGGUCACCCAUCUCUCGGCUACGGUCCUACCGGUGGUGGCGGACGCGGCGGUGGUGGUGGCGGCCGAGGCAACUUCCAGCAGGGCUACCAGCGCCACCUCGGCCGACCCCAGCUCCAACACAUCAACGCCCUUACCGACGUCUACGGCUCGCAGGGCGGUCCGUUCGGCGCCGGGCCCGGCCAAGGUCAAGGCUACGGCGGUCAAUCACCAGCGCCGAUGCAGGCGGACCACACUGGGCUCAGCUACCACGCUCCCGGACCGGAUGGGGCGCAGUGGCUCCACCUUCGUGCAGGCGGAUCGGCAGCUGGCGGCGGAGGGAAUGGCGGAGCAGCAGCGGCGCCAUGGGCGGACAUGAACAUCAAUGGCGGCGGUGGUGGGGAGAUCGAAGGGGGCUGGCCGGGACAGUACGGCUUUGACCCGCACGGACUCGGUCAGGGCGGGAUGGGCCAGCAUCAGAUGAUGUAG
Molecule: messenger RNA, 2715 nt
Organism: Dioszegia hungarica
Lineage: Eukaryota; Fungi; Basidiomycota; Tremellomycetes; Tremellales; Bulleribasidiaceae
Product: armadillo-type protein
Exons: 9
Coding region: 1-2715 (904 amino acids)
Biological process (GO): post-transcriptional regulation of gene expression
Cellular component (GO): cytoplasm
Molecular function (GO): mRNA binding
Source: RefSeq, a predicted model, not a curated record